This is a messenger RNA of Meira miltonrushii, 1711 nucleotides long. RefSeq lists its product as uncharacterized. NCBI's taxonomy places the organism in Eukaryota, Fungi, Basidiomycota, Exobasidiomycetes, Exobasidiales, Brachybasidiaceae. The record is from RefSeq and is a predicted model, not a curated record. The coding region runs from base 172 to 1377 and encodes 401 amino acids. Gene Ontology annotation, molecular function: RNA polymerase II cis-regulatory region sequence-specific DNA binding; DNA-binding transcription factor activity, RNA polymerase II-specific. The transcript has 4 exons. Gene Ontology annotation, biological process: regulation of transcription by RNA polymerase II. Gene Ontology annotation, cellular component: transcription regulator complex; PcG protein complex.
CUGGCGUCAAGUGCAUGCACAUCAAUUCUCUAUCAAUAGAUUUCAUCUGAUGAUGCAUGCAUAAUACGCACAGAUGCAUGCAAGAACAAGGGUAAAUUUCAAUUAAUUAAAAUCGGAAGAUGAACUGACACAGACAAACACACUCUCUUUUCUUUUGUUCUCACAUCAGACAUGCACGUAUACAUUCAAACGAAAGACCUUUCAUUAACCGUUCAUUUACGUGUUCAUACCGGUGAAAGGCCACACGUUUGUGAAACAUGUCAAAAAGCAUUUUCCGAUUCUAGUUCAUUAGCACGUCAUCGUCGAAUUCAUACUGGAAGACGUCCUUAUCGAUGCUUGGUAGAGGGCUGUGGCAAGAGCUAUUGUCGUAAAACGACAUUGACAAAGCAUACCCGUAGAAAUCAUGCUACAGUGCUGAAAAAUACACAAGCAAGAAAUGCUGCAGGCGCAGGUCCAAUGGCGAUUGCAAGUAAUUCAACUCCAAAUUUCAUGGGUCCAUUUUAUGAUCCUAGAUCUGGUGGUGUACAUUUGGCUUCGGCUCAUAACCUUCCUGGUCAUCUUGAUCAUUCACAAUGGCCAAACAAUCAAAUCGGCAUCUUUAUGGACGCUCAAAAUCAACAACGUUAUGGCCUUCCGUACAGUAAUGCUAUCAGAUCUCGAUCAGCCGAUGCAAGGAUGGGAUACGAAGGAAUGGAGAAUGUUCAUUUUGCCGGAAAUACUUCUUCGUUCAAUGGAAGCGUUCAUGGAAGUUAUGCAACAGCAGCAGAAGAUGAUUUGCUAUCACAAAACAGUGGUUCGUUCGAAACCACUCAAUCUUCUCGUAGUCAACCGUUGAGCCCAAUGGAUUCAAGUGCACAUUAUCCAAUCUAUACUGGCGGCGCAGGUGAGAAUGGUCAUCAUCACGGUGGUCACAACGCCAAUAAUGCAUUACCACAAAGUUAUUAUUAUCCAAACAUUCAUCCGCUUCCAAGCUUUGAGAAUGCUGGUGUUGGACCACCACCUCCGAUGCCAUACUUUCGAGGUGAUAAACAAAGUCCUGCAAGUCCCAACCAUGAUCAUUUGGGAAUGUUGAACGAUCAUGCAAACGGUCAUCUUGGUAAUGCGCCUUUUACAAACAAUCUUGGCGUUCAUCCUGCUUAUCAUGAAGCUCAACAACAUCAGCAACAGCAACAACAACAACAACAGCAACAGCAACAGCAACAAAUGGCAAAUCAUGCGUCACAUGAUCAUCCUGCUCCGAUGACGUAUGAAUCAAACUUGUCAUCUUUGGCAUCUCCGACAUCUAUCAAUACAAAUGCUACACCGGUUGCAUCCUUUUAUGGAACGAAUGCUUCUAACAAUUUUAAUCAAAAUGACGCAUUAUCAGCGGCACCUUAAAAACGACUAACUUAAUUUUUCAACGAAAAAAGAGCCAUAUUUAUGCCCAUCAUUAUAAUCAGGUCAACACAUUCAUCAUCAACUUAUCAAUCAAUCAUAUAUUUAUACAUUUCAUCAUUUGGGUCAAUCGUUAUUCAUCAAUAUCAAAAAGGACAACUUUGCUAUUCUCUUUCACUGCAAUUAUUCUUUUCAACAUCAUCUUCAUCAAUGUUCCACUUCAUACUGUAUUCAUAUUUUGUCUAUAGAUUCAUGACAAGCUUAAAGCGAAUCUUGUCAUGAUCAUUUCUCCUUGCAUCGCUUUUAAUACCCAUACAAUUAUUACGAGAGACAGUCA